CUUGUUGUUUGUUUUGGUCAUCAAGCUUCAAACAUGGCUUCUAAGAUCAUCAGGCAUAGCCAUCUCCGAGCCCUAUGCUCCUCCAUCAACAACCACAUUUGCUCUCCUCACUUCUCUAACACUAACCAAGCUCCCCUCAGCUAUAGGCUCUUCUCCAAUGCCUCUUCUUCUUCUUCUUCUUCUUCUUCCUCACGGAAAGACAAGCCUACUGGAGGAUUCCAACGAACUUCCUCUUUGAAAGACCUCGAGCUCGCUAAAUUCACCUCCAUUGCUGAAACCUGGUGGGAUUCUGAAGGGCCAUUUAAGCCAUUGCAUGUGAUGAAUCCUACAAGACUUGCUUUCAUUCGCUCCACUCUUUGUCGACAUUUCAGUAAGGAUCCUAACAGUGCUAGGCCUUUUGAAGGGCUUAAAAUAGUUGAUGUUGGUUGUGGUGGUGGAAUUCUCUCAGAGCCAUUAGCUCGAAUGGGAGCUACUGUAACAGGAGUUGAUGCUGUGGAGAAAAAUAUCAAGAUUGCGCGCAUUCAUGCUGAUUUGGAUCCAGUGACUUCAACUAUUGAGUACUGUUGCACAACAGCUGAAAAGCUGGUAGAGGAAGACAGGAAGUUUGAUGCUGUGAUUACUCUAGAAGUAAUUGAGCACGUAGCAAAUCCUGCUGAAUUCUGCAAGUCUCUGGCAGCAUUAACUGUUCCUGAUGGAGCUACUAUAAUUUCAACAAUUAACCGUUCUAUGAGAUCAUAUGCAACUGCCAUUGUUGCAGCAGAGUACCUCCUCCAUUGGCUUCCUAAAGGUACACAUGAAUGGUCAAGUUUUCUCACUCCUGAAGAACUAGUCCUGAUCCAUCAACGUGCCAAUAUCACUGUCAGGGAAAUGGCUGGAUUUGUUUACAACACCUUGACUGGAAGAUGGUCUCUAUCUGAUGAUAUUAGUGUAAAUUUCAUUGCUUUUGGUACAAAAAAACUGCCAAUAGAUAAGAAUAUACCAUUAUAAUUUUCCUAGUUUGUUCUCUUCCUUCUUUUUUGGUUUUUUGUUUUGGUUUUGGUGGGGGGAUUGGAUGAAAUUUUUGUACUUGUUCAUACAAAUAAUGAUGGGUAGAUCCAACACAUUUACGACAAAUAUUUUUCCCCAAAUAGUUUAGGGUUUCAA
Messenger RNA from Quercus robur (English oak), 1143 nucleotides. RefSeq names its product ubiquinone biosynthesis O-methyltransferase, mitochondrial-like. The record is from RefSeq and is a predicted model, not a curated record. Gene Ontology annotation, molecular function: 2-methoxy-6-polyprenyl-1,4-benzoquinol methyltransferase activity. The transcript has 9 exons. Lineage: Eukaryota; Viridiplantae; Streptophyta; Magnoliopsida; Fagales; Fagaceae. Gene Ontology annotation, biological process: ubiquinone biosynthetic process. Bases 34 to 987 code for a protein of 317 amino acids.